This is a messenger RNA of Amoebophrya sp. A120, 2107 nucleotides long. The record is from the annotation of a GenBank genome assembly. Lineage: Eukaryota; Dinophyceae; Syndiniales; Amoebophryaceae.
AUGCGGGUGCAGUACGCGCGCGAGCUGUGCCGACUCCAAAACGUGCCCCUGGUCGAGCUCCGGUGCGACUACGCGAAGUACGGCGAGAGCUCGAAAGACGUCCAGCGUAUUUUGCGCAAGGACUUUCAGAUUCCGAAGAGUGCGAUUCAGGUACCCAGCAUGGACGAGAUGUACCUGGACCUGACGGAGGUGGUGCGCGGCGAGAUCAAAAGGCAAAAGGCGUCGCAGGACGAUCUGGAGUGGCAGGUUGUGGCCGACCUGGUCGCGGAGAUCCGGAAGCGCGUGAAAGAAAAGACAAACAUGUCUUGUUCCGCCGGCAUCGGCCCGAAUUUUGCGAUCGCGAAGAUGGGCAGCAACGUGAACAAGCCGAACAACCAGUUCUGUGCGUGUCUGCGGACGGACGUCGCGGCCGCGCUGCGGAAGGCCGGAGCGGGCAAGGGCGCGCAGCUCUUUCACGACCCGAUGGGAAAAGGACGGACCGGGGCGGCGGCGGGCACUGCUGCAACUAAAAAUACGGUGAGUGAUCACGGGCACGACACGGGUCUUGCGAAUCUGUCCAAUGCGGCCAUGCGCGUGCGCUUGCACAAGAAGCUCCGGCGGGCUGGUGGUGCUGGGCCAAAUUACGCACAUCAGCAGGCACGACCAGUAGAGGCGUUUCACAAGACGGACUACUUUUCCGAGAACAGCCUCGGGGCCGAGAAAUCGGCGGCGAGUGCAGUGCUGGCAGAGGAGGAAGACGAGAACGUUGUCAAGCUCGAAGACAAAAAGCUGCUACUAUUGGAGGAGGAGUGCGCGCACGACGGGCCCCUAGUGGGAAUCGAUUACUGGCUACCGACGCUACCUGCCCGCGCGUGGCCGGGCAUCGGGCCGGUUACCGCGAGGCUUUUGGAUCAGUACGGGAUUCAAACCAUUGACAGUCUGCAUAGCCACCGAGGCCUGCUGUGGCGGUUGUUCACACCUGCGCAGGCGCAGCUGAUGGCUCUUGCCGGCUACGGCAUCGAAAAAGUGGUCGAAAAAAAAGUUCAGCAUAAGCAGUCCGUGGGUCAGGAGCGAAGUUUUGGGAGAGAGGUUACUGAUGUGGCCACGGUAAAGCAACGCUUGCAAGAGCUGGCGCUGCGCAUUUCCGAGGAACUCAAGGCCGAGAGGCUGCAAGGGCGGACGCUAACGUUGCGAUUGAAGAAGGCUAAGACGUUUGACUACAAGGCUUGGAGCCAGGCACUGAGGGCCAUCACUGCUGCUUCUGGAGUCGCGCAACAGGGCGGGCCUACUGGUUCUUUGAAGGGCAACUCCAGUGCGCAUUUUUCUAGUGAUUGGAAGACCAUUUACGCAAACAGCGUGGAACUUCUGGAUACUGCUUGGAAAACCUGCCCCCACGGCGUGUGGCUCGCCGGCUUGACGGUGACCAAUUGCAAGCCACUAUCAGAGAUAGACCUCACUAGUUUAUCCUCCGCCGGAGCGCGACCUCUCACGGCGAGCAUCGCCGGGGGCCCGAGUGUGCGGGAAUUUUUCAAAGGCGAGCAGGCAGGCGCUGGCGUCGUCCUCGCUGCUGAUGACGGAGAUAGUUCCAAGGCCGGUCGCGAAGACCAAGAUGGGUUCUCUACCGAUCAAAUAGAUGCCUCCCAGAUGAACAAUCCCGACCUUGCCGACGCUAUCCGCGAGAAUCUUGGACGCGGAAACUCAUCACUGUGCGCGCGACUCUGGAAACUAGACUCAGACGAGGAGGACGAAGUCAGCGGUCGCGGACGUCGUUCUUCUGCGAAAAGCGUGGCAGUAGUGGAUUUGGAUGGAACAUCCGACCACAACGAUAAUGCGCAGCUGGAAAGCGACCACUCGCCGGAUACGAAACGACAAAGAAUUGACGAGGAAACUGAGGAUUUUUUGGGGGAUGAUGUUGCCCUCCGCAACUCGUCUCACAGAGGCAGUCAGGAGAUCCUUUUUGGAGGAGAGAUCGUCGCUGGUUUCGACUGUGACGACUUACUCCUAGAAGAAGAAGACUGAAACUCGAAGAGUUAGGACUUCUGUCUCGUGUAAUUUCAUUUUUCGCAAGAAGUCGGGCUCGUGUAGAAGUGCGCUAGAGGUCGAAACCAAGUUAGUAUGUCAUGCUGAU